Molecule: messenger RNA, 1199 nt
Organism: Stereum hirsutum FP-91666 SS1
Lineage: Eukaryota; Fungi; Basidiomycota; Agaricomycetes; Russulales; Stereaceae
Product: NAD-P-binding protein
Exons: 5
Coding region: 191-955 (254 amino acids)
Molecular function (GO): oxidoreductase activity
Source: RefSeq, a predicted model, not a curated record
GGCCACGUCACCUCGAAAGACUCCGUUCUCUGUAUCCACGCCGUCACAGAUAAUACUUACUUAGGAAGACAUCGUCUUACCUUCGAGUGGAUAUAAAAGCAAGAGCCUCUCUUCAUUACACUGUAUUGAAUUCGCCUCGACCAUCACUCCACAAACCUCAUCAACCAAAACAAGUACCACUGUCAACGUCAUGUCUACCACCCUGCCCCUCUCUGGAAAAGUCGCUCUCAUCACCGGCUCCUCUCGUUCCAUCGGUGCUGCUAUCGCACAAAAGCUCGCCUCGGACGGGGCCAACGUCGUCGUGAACUACGUCUCGAACGCGUCCGCCGCGGAUCAGGUCGUCCAAUCGAUCGAGAGCCAAAAUGGGAAGGGGAAAGCUAUUGCGGUGAAGGCGGAUGCGGGGACGAUUGAGGGUGGGAAGGUAUUGUUGGAUGAGACGUUGAAGGCUUGGGGGAAGGUGGACAUCUUGGUUUUGAAUGCUGGUCUCAUGGGAAACAAGACGCUAAACGACAUAGACGAGGAGUUCUUCGACUCCCACGUCAAUGCGAACUUCAAAGGCCCGUUCUUCCUCACCAAGCUCGUUUCGCCACACUUGAAAGAAGGAGGUCGUAUCAUCUUCUUCUCAUCCACCCUGACUGCGUUCUCGCUCGCUCCGCCCACCUCGCUCUUAUAUGUCGCCACCAAAGCCUCAGUCGAGCAGCUCGCCCGUGUACUUGCAAAGGAGCUCGGACCUAAGGGCAUCACCGUCAACACCAUCUCUCCUGGCCCGAUCGACACCGAACUGUUUAGGAACGGCAAAUCGGAGCAGAUGAUCAAGUUCUUCGAGGGCCUACACCCACAGAAACGGUUGGGCCAGCCGGACGAGGUCGCGCCUCUGGUAGCGUUCCUUGCGGGUCCGGGCGCAACGUGGAUAAAUGGUCAGAAUAUCAAGGUCAAUGGGGGAUAUCAUGUCUGAGCGCGAGCCCUACUAGAGGGGUUAUAGAUAUAGAAUUUGUGAUGGGAUUGACUGAUGUCCCCCCAUGACCAUACACCGGUACCGCCCAAAUGGAUGCCUUGCAUAUUCUAGAGCCCAGCAGAACUAAAGACCCAUAUGCUGUCAAAGCACGGUCGCGUUAUUAGCAGGAUUGAAUACAGGCAAGUUCAGCGGAAGGCCGUUGGGUGCCACGUCCUCUCGGUUCUUCCAUACAGUAUCUUUUUCA